CUUCAAGUCGAAACGAAAACGCUCCACCUCCCGUUCGACAAUUGGGCGCCUGAAAAUCGUUUCCACGCAAUGGUCAACGCACGUCCGGCGACCCACCACUGCCCGAUUUACAAGCCGAGAUGUUUCUGCUGCGCGGGGGUUUUGGAGAACGGGAAAGAUAAUUGGAACAGGGGGACGAAUGAUGGGUGGAAAUACCAGCUCUCGAGUAUGAUUUUUGAGUUUGAAAAAUGUUAUACUUAACGAUGCUUUGGUAACAAGCAACUCGCCCGAAGUGAAGUGCGAAAGGGUGGUUUAGGAUUUAGGAACUUCGACUUAAUACAAGUAAAAUGCAAAAGGGUAGUUUAGAAUUUAGCUGGUACUUCGACUUGCUAAUCAAUAUGGCUGCCGGAAGAUUUUCAUCGCGCAUAUUAGUGAUGACUCUUCUGCUACAUGCAACAUCUUUAUGCAAAAUUUAUGAAAAUCGAUAUCAAAUAGAUAAAGAUGAACAUGCAUCAACAGAAUUUGCUCAAAUUAUGCUAUCAGACUUCAACCCCGGCAUAUCCCACGGAAAAAGUGUUACAGUUACACAUUUGUAGUCAAUUCAGCAACACAAAUUUCUCUGCAUGAGAGAGAACACUUGUAAUGCAAAAAUCCUACGGGAAAAUACCUAUGAAACGAGGCUUCUAUGCGUAUCCGGCAUGACAGAGCUUGUCUGUCUUGCUUGGCCUGCAACGCAAUGUGUAACUGUAACACUUUUUUCUUGCGAUACGGCACCGGUUCCUUCGCUCGUGGUCCCGACGCGGACAACGACAAAGUCGACGGGAGUAUCAACCGUAAAAAUGUCUGGGUCUGGAAGGGUGUAAACUUGUCAUGCAGGUUUUCCAUGACCCAUGAGGUCUGGCAUGCGGGACCUAGCACGACAGAGCUUGUGAGGUCUCUGCCAUCCCUAUCCUGCAUGAGAGACUCCCCCCCCCCAGCUUGGUCGUAAGUCGACAACUUUUGGCAGUCAUGCAACACAGAUUUUUGCAUGAUUCGGCUUUAGCAUGACAAGUUGCAACCUUCCAGACCCAGACACUUUUGCAAUCCAUAGGGAGCGGCAAUUUAGGAAGAGCCGGCCACAACGAGAGCGGCAACUUGCAAUGCACGGGCGCGGGGUGCAUGAAGUGCUACCACAUGAACUGCAUCGUCGGGA
Amoebophrya sp. A120 is the source of this 1171-nucleotide messenger RNA. The record is from the annotation of a GenBank genome assembly. NCBI's taxonomy places the organism in Eukaryota, Dinophyceae, Syndiniales, Amoebophryaceae.